Messenger RNA from Diversispora eburnea, 669 nucleotides. Lineage: Eukaryota; Fungi; Glomeromycota; Glomeromycetes; Diversisporales; Diversisporaceae. The record is from the annotation of a GenBank genome assembly.
AUGUCGAGAGCCGAAAUUAUUGCAUUUUCAACAUCCGUUAUAAUAGCAAUAGCAUGUACGGUCGCUAUAGGAUAUCAAACAUAUAUUAUACCGAAUAAAUUACGAAUAACUUGUUUAUUAUGUGUACCUUUACAUAUAUCAUCAUUACUACUUGCAUUUACGAGAUCAUUUUUUGGUAGUCCUGAACUUAAGUGGUAUACAAAUUCUUAUUUAUUAAUCACUUCAAUAUAUUCAUCAGCAUCAAUAUUAUGCAUAAUGGAUAUAGGAAAGAGUAAAUUUUAUCCUCAAAAUUAUUAUAAUACUACAUUAUAUAAAUUAGCAAUAAUAUUUUUAUCGGCAGCAAAUAUUAUUUGUGUGAUUUCAAUUGUAUUAAUUAUGUUAGAAAGAAUAGUAGCAUUGAUUUCUAUACCUUUUUAUUUAACAACUAAUUUAUUAGGUGGACCUGGUAGUUAUUAUUGGCAAAUAACAGCUUAUAUAGAUGUGAUGUUAAGAUAUUCUGUUAUCAUGGUAGUAGGAAUGACACCUUCAAAAAAUUUAUUACUAUUUAUAAAACGUAAAUCAUUUAGAAUGACUACUCUUGAUAUUUCAAUAGGAGAAAGAGAUGUAAUAAGUUGUGAAAUUGAUGGGGUUGAUAGUGGAAUAUGGAAUAUGAAUGAUUUGGAGAAUUAG